UGAGCGCCGGGACCACUGAGGAGGCGCCGCCGCCCCCGCCGCGGGCCGCGCGGCCCCUUUAAGAGGCGCGGAGUCGCCCCCUCCUCCCCCUUCCGGAGCCGGAGCCCGGGGUGACGGCGGUUCCCGCGCCCCUUCCCCCUCCCCGCCCCCUCCCUCCCGCCCUCCUUCCCCAUGGUGUCGACCCCGGCGGCGGCGGCGGGGCGGUUGCCAUGAACAGCAGCGGCCUGCCCUGCUCGUCGCCGUCGCCGGUGGUGGGGCCGCCGCCGCCGCCGGCGGUGGGGGUCGGCGUGGCGGGGCCGGUGGCCGGCGGGGUGGGGGCCGGCUGCGGCGGCGCCGUGAAGCUGAAGUUCUGCCGUUACUACGCCAAGGACAAGACUUGCUUCUAUGGCGAGGAGUGCCAGUUCCUGCAUGAGGAGCCCGGUACCGCCCCCGCCGGCCCGGGGCCCGCCGCCCCCCUCGGCGGGCUUCCGCUCGGCAUCCCCCCGGCCGCUGCCGCCGGGCCUGGCUACCCACCGCACGGGGCCAGCCCGGGCUCGGCGGCGGUGGUGGGGCCUAAGAAAGCCGAGCUGGGGACGGGAGGCGGCGGCGGAGGCGGCGGGGGGCUGGAUGGCCCGCGGCUGACGAUUCCUGGCAUAGAUGGCGGUGGGUUAGCUGAUGCCAGUCUCACGGAUUCCUACUUCAGCACCAGCUUCAUUGGCGUUAAUGGAUUUGGAAGUCCCGCUGAAACAAAGUAUCCCAUGAUGCAGAGGAUGACAAAUAGCAGCAGCUCCCCUAGCCUUCUCAAUGACAGUGCCAAGCAGUACGCAGGCCAUGAUCCACUAACUUCACCGAAUUCAUCCUUGUUUAAUGACUUUGCUGCCCUAAGCGUGUCUCAAAGGAGGAAGCUGGCAAAACCAGCAUUUCCUUCGUUCAUCACAGACUUGGAGGACAGAUACAAUACAGUCUUGCCCAGGAAGUAUCGACUGGGGAUGCUGGAUGAGAGGAUAGUUCCGGUGGGAUCAAAAGCAAGAAAAUCAAAGAACCCUAUUGGCUGUCUGGCUGACAGGUGUAAAACAGGAGUACCCAUCAAUAUGGUUUGGUGGAACAGAGUCACAGAAAACAAUUUACAGACACCAAAUCCGUCUGCAAGUGAGUUUAUUCCUAAAGGAGGAUCAACCUCUAGGCUGAGUAAUGUAUCCCAGUCCAGUAUGUCUGCCUUCUCUCAAGCCUUGUUCUCCCACCCCUCCAUGGGAAGUCCUGCCACUGCUGGGCUAGCACCAGGAAUGUCACUAUCAGCAGGAUCUUCUCCUCUCCAUUCGCCCAAAAUAACUCCUCAUACAUCUCCUGCUCCUCGAAGAAGAAGUCAUACUCCUAACCCAGCAAACUAUAUGGUGCCUACUAGUGCCUCUGCUUCUGUCGCUAAUGCUGUCUCUCAGCCUCCAUCUACUGGCCAGGUGAUCCAGAAGGAGACAGUGGGUGGAACCACAUACUUCUACACUGAUACAACUCCAGCACCUGUCACAGGAAUGGUUUUUCCAAACUACCACAUUUACCAUCCAGCUGCACCUCAUGUUGCUUACAUGCAGCCAAAAGCAAAUGCACCUUCUUUCUUCAUGGCAGAUGAACUCAGACAGGAACUGAUCAACAGACAUUUAAUAACCAUGGCCCAGAUUGAUCAGGCUGAUAUUCCUGCAGUUCCUGCGGAAGUGGACAGCUACCACAGUCUCUUUCCCUUAGAACCACUGCCACCACCCAAUCGGAUACAGAAAACGAGCAACUUUGGGUACAUUACAUCAUGCUAUAAAGCUGUAAAUAGUAAAGAUGACCUGCCAUAUUGCCUUCGGAGGAUACAUGGUUUUCGUCUUGUUAACACGAAGUGCAUGGUAUUGGUUGACAUGUGGAAAAAAAUUCAGCACUCAAAUAUAGUAACCUUGCGUGAAGUAUUUACCACUAAAGCAUUUGGAGAACAUUCUCUUGUGUUUGCAUAUGACUUUCAUGCCGGAGGAGAGACUAUGAUGAGCAGACACUUCAAUGACCCUAGUGCUGAUGCCUAUUUCACAAAACGAAAAUGGGGUCAGCACGAUGGACCUCUACCACGGCAGCAUGCUGGAUUGCUUCCAGAGUCCUUGAUAUGGGCAUAUAUUGUGCAGCUCAGUUCUGCCUUACGGACCAUUCACACAGCAGGGCUGGCGUGCCGAGUCAUGGAUCCAACAAAGAUUCUAGUAACAGGCAAAACAAGGUUACGAGUUAAUUGUGUUGGCAUCUUUGAUGUGUUGACAUUUGACAACAGUCAAAAUAAUCCACUGGCAUUAAUGGCUCAAUUUCAGCAAGCAGAUCUGAUCUCCCUGGGGAAAGUUGUAUUGGCUUUGGCUUGCAAUUCUUUAUCAGGAAUUCAGAGAGAGAAUUUGCAGAAAGCAAUGGAACUGGUGACAAUCAACUAUUCCUCUGAUCUGAAGAAUCUGAUUUUGUAUUUGCUGACUGACCAAAACAGGCUUCGCAGCGUAAAUGAUAUCAUGCCUAUGAUUGGUGCACGAUUCUACACUCAGUUGGAUGCUGCUCAGAUGCGAAAUGAUGUUAUAGAGGAAGACCUUGCAAAGGUCAUGGAGGUCAAGGCUGCCAUCCUCAGUUUCCCUGAAGUGUGCCCCUCCUGCUGUGGGGGUCUGGUUAGAGUGUCAAGUUCAGUCAAGGAGGUGCAAAAUGGAAGGUUGUUUAGGCUUCUAGCAAAAUUGGGAACAAUCAAUGAGAGGCCAGAGUUUCAGAAGGACCCAACGUGGUCAGAAACUGGAGACAGGUAUUUACUAAAGCUCUUUCGAGAUCACCUUUUCCAUCAGGUGACAGAAGCGGGUACUCCUUGGAUUGACCUCAGUCACAUUAUCUCAUGUCUUAACAAGUUAGAUGCUGGUGUGCCAGAAAAAAUAAGCCUCAUUUCCAGAGAUGAGAAGAGUGUACUUGUGGUAACUUACAGCGAUUUAAAACGCUGCUUUGAAAAUACUUUUCAAGAACUGAUUGCAGCCGCAAAUGGUCAGUUGUAGUAUUUGCUGAAAGCAUGCAGGACAUUGCUGAGGAACUUAACCAAUAGCAAAUUGCACUACAGCUGAAUUGUUGUUGUCAUCUCAUUUCACAUUUGGGAAACAAACAGGAGAUGAGCAAAGCUGCUUGCACUUCAGUCAGGUACACUGUUACUUGAAGGGAAGAAUGUUUCACUUAUCCUAGAGCUAAGGCUGCCAUUGGAGGCUUUAUCUGUGAAGAAUUUAUUUUAGAUUAAGGAACACAUCAGGUGCAUGAUGUUCCUGCUUUUAUUUUUUCCACUUGUAUAUGCACUAAUUUUAAUUUUUUUAAGACUUUUCUGAUCUCUGAAGUUUUGCCACAUUGUAUACUUAAGGGAAACUCUUUGCAAGGACAUUUCUGGGAUACAUUUUUGUCACUGAGGAUAUAGCAAAAUUUAUUCAUUUUUUAUAUUAUUUGCACCCAGAAUAGCAUAAAGGACCAGGUAAAUAAUUUAAUAGAAAUUGUGUUCUAUCAAUGACCGUUUAGUUUGUAACCUUUGUAAAAGUGUGUUGUAUGCAAGCUCUGUAUGCCACCCACUGUUAGCUCAAAGAAAUGUGAGAAGACAAAACUUUUUAAAACCAGUCAAGUGAAGUAUCAGUGAAUUGACAAAGAAGGAAAGUCCCCCGUCAUUUGAUUUGAACUUUGUCUAAGCAAAGUGACAAAAAUAGCAUAAUGGGAAACAUCUAUAAUUUAAGGAGCAUAUCAAACUUGCUCUAAACACAACCAGCGCCUUUUAAGAACUGUUUGUACGUUUUCCUGCUAGUCAGAAGCAUUUACAUUUAUGCAAUUUUUUUAAUAGAUUUUUUUUUAAAGAAAUUGUUUAAAUGCCUGAAGUUUCAGGAGUGUAUUACUUUAGGUUAUUUACAGUAUAAUUUUUGUAUAAAGUUCUGUUCUUUGAACCACAGCUUUAUUAUGGUACGCUACACUGGAUACAGAUACAAAGACACUGUUAAAAGAAGAUUAACUAAACACAGCAGUUGUCUGGCAUCAAGAGCUUUUCAAGUUUUACAGCCUGAAUCUGGAGGGAUAAUGAUCUGCUGUGCCUUUGCAGUCACUGCUUAGCCCAAAGUAAUAUUACUUUUGAUAAUACUCAACACAUGAAUAUUCCUGAAGUAAUUCAGUCUCGAAAGUAUGGAAUUUCCUCCUCAAUUACCUUUCUAAUAUUUGGACAUGCAGUUGUCUCCAAACCUGGGUAUUCAUGGGAUUUCUAGUUAAACACCUACACUUUGAUACUGAAGACUGCCAAAUAUGUAGGAAUUUCCUUUCUUAAAGCAGUAGUGAAGACUGUAUCUACCCUUUCCCAGCACUGAAUGUUUUAAUAGCACUGGGUGCUCACCAUGAAGAAAAUGUGGAAACUCAAAAGGUCAGGACAGACUCUAAGCACUUGCAACUGAUGUUACUGACAUCAAUUUUAAUAAUUCUCAAUAUUUGUAGUUUUCAGAGAAGUUUUUAAUAUUUCUCUGUCCACUUUUAUAAGCUUUAAAAUGAUUCUCUGCCUUGAGACUUGCAUCAAGAAAAAAGCAACUCUCUUCACAUCGAAAGCUUUGAAGACUAGGGACGUGCUUUACACAUUUUAGAAAAUGUGGUUAAAUCCACAUUAGGUAGCAUCAGUUGUUGAGUUUAAAAAUCGAUUAUUGUCACAUUUGAUCGAAUGAAUUUUAAAAGGAACAUAAUGUUUAAUAUUCAAACGAUAACAGUUGCCAGAAUGUUCUUUUUAAUAUAAAAGGAACAGGAACUUUGGGAAGUGAACAUGCAAAACAGUCUUUUAUCAUUAGCUCAUGUAUUUGAGGAAGAGCAGCUGUCUUUUAUAUGUUUUUUGACAAAUCAUAUUGUAAUUCUUUUGUACAAAAAAGAAGUACUUGUAUUCUAGAAGAAAUAUGAAAUGCUUAAUUUAUAAGCGGGCUGAGGUUUUUUCCAGUAUUGUUUUCUUUGAAAAUGAAAGGGGAUCAUCUGUUCAGUUGUGGGGUUUGGGAACCUUUGAGAAUUUAAUUUGUGGACCAAUAUUUUGUGGAAGUGUAGGCAGGGGUAAAAUAGGGCUUGAAUUCUCAUCCUUUUUAGACCAGCAAACCACCCUCUGCAAGACAUGUCUAAAUUGCAAACUUGUCUGUAUUUGCAUAAUGUCAGUUUGCUUCAGCCCCUAGAAACCUCAGGACUUGGUUUAAAAAUAAAAAGGUAGACAGCUAAUAAGUUUUCAUAUGUAUGUCAGCCAGAAAAUAUUUGGUGUCAGGUAAAUACAUAAAAUAAAAAACAAGUUGAGCUUUGUUUUUAUUUAUUUCAUUUGGUCCGUAUUUGGGAAUGAUUUGAACAGUCUGAAGCUCAGCUUAGGUGUUUUUUUGGGGAGAGCCCUUCUACCCCGUUUUAAUUCCAUUUAGAAGGUUGUCCUAAAGUUGUAGUUUGAUCCAUUCAUAGGAAGAUUUGUGUGUCUGUAUUUGAGAAGAAGAGCCACCAGGAUGUGCCCUCCCAGAUGGGAAAUUUAAUUCUGACCUUCCUAGUUUUUACAGCUAAAAGCACAGAAGGGACAACCUUUGAAAUCAUCUGAUGUUAGUAAUUUUAAUUUUUGUACCUGUUUUAAAUUCUGUUGCUGUAUUUACUAUAUUGUAAAUAUUUUGUUGAGGGUACCUAUGUAUUUUUGAUUUCCCUUGUUUCAGUAAUUCAGGUGUCAACUGCUUCCCCUAAAAAGCACCAGUAUGUUAAGUUCUAAUGUCAUGAUCCCAAUGUGUUACUCAUCUUUAAUCCUGUUUUCAUUCUUCAUGUGUACAGCAGUAUUUUUAAUAAAGAAUACCAGAAAUAA
Molecule: messenger RNA, 5818 nt
Organism: Columba livia (rock pigeon)
Lineage: Eukaryota; Metazoa; Chordata; Aves; Columbiformes; Columbidae
Gene: PAN3
Product: poly(A) specific ribonuclease subunit PAN3
Exons: 21
Coding region: 210-3011 (933 amino acids)
Biological process (GO): protein phosphorylation; nuclear-transcribed mRNA poly(A) tail shortening; mRNA processing
Cellular component (GO): PAN complex; P-body
Molecular function (GO): ATP binding; poly(A) binding; protein kinase activity
Source: RefSeq, a predicted model, not a curated record